AUGUCAUCAUCAUCAUCGUCGCCGCCGCCACUGUUGCCGCUGAUAUCGUUGCUGUCGCCACAACAUCAGCAACAGCAACAACAACAGCGGUGGCACCUGCAGCGGCGGCAACAGCAGCAGCAUGAACAUCAGCGACAACAACAGCAGCAAUAUCAACAAAAUCGAGAAAAAUUAAUGAUGCCACCACCAUCAUCAUUAUCAUCAUCAUCACCGCCAUUGCUAUUGCCACUGCGACCGCAGCCGCAAUAUCCACAAUGGCAUCAACAGAAACAACAACAAUAUCAUCAGCAGCAGCAGCAGAUACAUCUUCAUAACCAACAUAACCCGCUGUAUCAACAGCAGCAACUAUAUAUGCAAUACCAGCAAAUGCAUAAGCAUCAGCAUCAUCAACAAAAUCAACAAUAUCCACAGAAACAGCAACAGCAUCUUCAUCAAAUGCCAUUGCUGUUGAACAAGUAUUCGAAAUAUCGGGAUAUUGACAUGGGGCCGUAUGGGACGGUAAUUGUGGACCUGUCCUUAAUACUCCAACCGCAACUUCAUCAAGAACGAACAGCAACAAUCCUUACCAUUCAUUGUGUCAACUGGCAUGUCACCGCCAAUAUCAUCAAUAUCAUCAUUAACAAAAUAAAACAUCAACUACAAACACAACCAUACUCGUCACAAAUGAUGAAAUUAAGCAACACCAGCAACAACAACAACAAGAACAGCAGCAGCAACAACUAA
Molecule: messenger RNA, 723 nt
Organism: Drosophila bipectinata
Lineage: Eukaryota; Metazoa; Arthropoda; Insecta; Diptera; Drosophilidae
Source: RefSeq, a predicted model, not a curated record